GAUGUGCACUCAGGCCUGAUUGGACCCCUUCUGGUCUGCCACACUAACACACUGAACCCUGCUCAUGGGAGACAAGUGACAGUACAGGAAUUUGCUCUGUUUUUCACUAUCUUUGAUGAGACCAAAAGCUGGUACUUCACUGAAAACAUGGAAAGAAACUGCAGGGCUCCCUGCAAUAUCCAGAUGGAAGAUCCCACUUUUAAAGAGAAUUAUCGCUUCCAUGCAAUCAAUGGCUACAUAAUGGAUACACUACCUGGCUUAGUAAUGGCUCAGGAUCAAAGGAUUCGAUGGUAUCUUCUCAGCAUGGGCAGCAAUGAAAACAUCCAUUCUAUUCAUUUCAGUGGACAUGUGUUCACUGUACGAAAAAAAGAGGAGUAUAAAAUGGCAGUGUACAAUCUCUAUCCAGGUGUUUUUGAGACAGUUGAAAUGUUAUCAUCCAAAGCUGGAAUUUGGCGGGUGGAAUGCCUUAUUGGCGAGCACCUACAUGCUGGGAUGAGCACACUUUUUCUGGUGUACAGCAACAAGUGUCAGACUCCCCUGGGAAUGGCUUCUGGACGCAUUAGAGAUUUUCAGAUUACAGCUUCAGGACAAUAUGGACAGUGGGCCCCAAAGCUGGCCAGACUUUAUUAUUCCGGAUCAAUCAAUGCCUGGAGCACCAAGGAGCCCUUUUCUUGGAUCAAGGUGGAUCUGUUGGCACCAAUGAUUAUUCACGGCAUCAAGACCCAGGGUGCCCGUCAGAAGUUCUCCAGCCUCUACAUCUCUCAGUUUAUCAUCAUGUAUAGUCUUGAUGGGAAAAAGUGGCAGACUUAUCGAGGAAAUUCCACUGGAACCUUAAUG
Messenger RNA from Piliocolobus tephrosceles (Ugandan red Colobus), 837 nucleotides. RefSeq names its product coagulation factor VIII-like. Gene Ontology annotation, cellular component: plasma membrane. The annotation marks the transcript as partial. The record is from RefSeq and is a predicted model, not a curated record. The transcript has 6 exons. Gene Ontology annotation, molecular function: oxidoreductase activity; signaling receptor activity; copper ion binding. NCBI's taxonomy places the organism in Eukaryota, Metazoa, Chordata, Mammalia, Primates, Cercopithecidae.